AUGAAGUUCAGUGCUUUAAGACGUUUCCAGAAGACUAGAGAUCAUUUGUCUAUGAUUAAUGCACAAGCUGCAUUUUCAUCAGUUGUUAAAGGAUCUAAAUAUACCCUUGAGUUCUCGAAAUACCUUAAAUUGGCCAAUUCAGAAAUUGGCUCGUACUUCCAUGAUGUUCCAUUGGAAUUAGACACCAAUAGUAAUACAGCAACCAUGGUAGUUGAAGUGCCUCGGUGGUCAAACGGGAAAUUUGAGAUUUCAAAAGAAUUGGAUUUUAAUCCUAUAAAGCAGGAUAUGAAGAAUGGGAAGCCUAGAUUUGUCAAUAACAUCUUUCCGUUCAAGGGCUAUAUAACUAAUUAUGGUGCCUUUCCUCAAACUUGGGAAGACCCAACUCACGAAAGUAUACCAGGUCUGAAAGGCGACAAUGAUCCUCUUGAUUGCUGUGAGAUCGGUUCAGGAUUGUUGAACAUGGGCGAUAUCAAGCGUGUCAAAAUACUAGGGUCGCUGGCGUUAAUUGAUAGUGGUGAAUUAGAUUGGAAAGUGAUUGUGAUGAGCUUAGAUGAUCCAACCAGUAAUGUGGUCAAUAACCUAGAUGAUGUCGAACGGGUGUUCCCGCAAUUACUAUCAUCUAUCAAAACGUGGUUCAGAGAUUACAAAAUUCCAACCGGCAAACCCGCUAACCAGUUUGCUUUUGGAGGGGAAUAUAAAGAUAUAAAUGAAACUAUGAAAGUUAUAGCUGACUGCCAUGAAUCUUGGAAACGAUUGGUAUCUGACAAAGUUGACUUCGAAAACCUCCCUAAAACAAGAAGAGCUGGCGAAAAUUUCAGAAUAGAAGAGUACAUCAAACCAGAUGCAUCAAUUCCUCCCGAAGUAAAUAAAUGGUAUCAUAUAUAA
Molecule: messenger RNA, 885 nt
Organism: Eremothecium cymbalariae DBVPG#7215
Lineage: Eukaryota; Fungi; Ascomycota; Saccharomycetes; Saccharomycetales; Saccharomycetaceae
Gene: PPA2
Product: inorganic diphosphatase PPA2
Exons: 1
Coding region: 1-885 (294 amino acids)
Biological process (GO): phosphate-containing compound metabolic process
Cellular component (GO): nucleus; cytoplasm
Molecular function (GO): magnesium ion binding; inorganic diphosphate phosphatase activity
Source: RefSeq, a predicted model, not a curated record